UCCCAUCAUAUUGAUUGUCCCGCUCUUUUAGAUACCAAUUUUCUUUGUAUGGAAGGAAUUCUAGUUUAGCUUUAUUAUGUUAAUGCUCAUAAGCGAGAGCAUCAUAAUACGAAGAAGAGGAUAUGCAUCGCCCAGCAUGGUUCUCGUCACUAACACAGCACGGCGAGAAGCCACCAUGGCUGCUCAAGUAUAGGAGUUCAGAGGGUUUUAUCAUUGGGACUGUUGCUUUGGCUGUGUUCACUGAUAUGUUUCUCUACGGCGUGAUCGUCCCUGUUAUUCCAUUCGCACUCCAGGAGAGAAUUCAUGUCACUCCGAAUCGAAUUCAAUACUGGGUCUCCGUUCUCAUUGCUGUCUAUGGCGCUGCCCUUCUCGCUUUCUCUCCCUUUUGUGGGUGGCUGGCAGACCAUACCUCAUCUAGGCGGUCUCCGCUCCUUCUGGGACUCCUUGCCCUUCUUGGGGCGACGGUUUUGCUCAAUGUUGGCUCAAGGAUUGGAGUUUUGAUUGUUGCAAGGUUGUUGCAGGGAACCUCUGCUACAGUUGUGUGGGUCGUUGGCCUCGCGCUACUAGCUGAUACAGUCCCUCAAGGAAAGCUAGCCCACGCUAUGGGAUACGUCGCUGCUGGGAUGUCUAUGGGUAUUCUAGUGGCGCCUUUGCUUGGAGGUGUAGUUUUCGAUCGAGCUGGGUAUAAUGCCGUCUUUGGGAUGGCAUAUGCGCUCGUCGGCAUUGAUAUUAUUCUCCGCCUCCUGCUUGUGGAGAAGAAGGUUGCUGCAAGAUGGGACCCUAGUGCUAUUAGACAAACAGCGAGCGAAGACGAAGCCACCGAGCGAAGCUCGACUAGUGUUGAAGAAGUGGCAGGGCCUUCGAAUGUCGACGUGGAGAAAGAUGUCCAAUCAGCGGGUAGAACACCAGGCUUAGAAACGGGGACGUCUAGGGCACCGUCUCCAAACGAACCACCAACAAUCGAUUCUCCGGGGCCAUCCCGCAAACGCGCUCGUUCCAGCCUCCCGCCAGUCCUGUCCCUUCUUUAUUCUAGACGACUGCUAGCGGCCCUUUUCGGCUCUCUUGUCCAAGCCGCCCUUAUGACAGCUUUCGACUCCGUUCUUACCAUCCAUGCCUCCACCAUCUUCCACUGGCGCUCUACCGGCGCCGCUUUACUCUUCCUCCCCAUUGUGAUUCCAACCUUUCUAGCCCCAGUUGUAGGUUAUAUGACCGAUCGAUAUGGAUCCCGGUACCCAGCGGCUAUCGGCUUCCUCCUCGCCUGUCCUCCAUUCGUAUGCCUCCGGUUCAUCCAAGAAAACGCGAUCCGCGAUAAAGUGCUUCUAUGCGCUUUGCUCGCACUCAUUGGCCUAACACUAACUCUCACCUUUCCUCCAUUCAUGGCAGAGAUCUCUGGGGUGGUGGAAGCGAAGGAAAAGAAGAUGCUGGAGAGGGGUGAAAAGGGCUAUGGAAGGGGAGGUGCCUAUGCGCAAGCUUAUGGGCUGUUUAACAUGGCAUUCGCCGGGGGUUGUUUGGUAGGGCCGCUCUUGGCGGGCUUUGUGGUAAAAGACAGAGGGUGGGGAACUAUGGCUUGGGUUAUGGGGUUGCUGAGUGCAGUGACGAGUGUGCCCACGUUUCUGUGGAUGGGCGGUUGGGUAUUUGGAAAGAAGUGA
Lindgomyces ingoldianus is the source of this 1649-nucleotide messenger RNA. Its product is annotated as MFS general substrate transporter. Gene Ontology annotation, biological process: transmembrane transport. Lineage: Eukaryota; Fungi; Ascomycota; Dothideomycetes; Pleosporales; Lindgomycetaceae. Gene Ontology annotation, molecular function: transmembrane transporter activity. The transcript is spliced from 3 exons. The record is from RefSeq and is a predicted model, not a curated record. Bases 123 to 1649 code for a protein of 508 amino acids.